AUGGGACCCUCUAGCCUGCUGUCCAUCUACCCAGCCAGGGAGAGAGCGGUGCUGCCGGGAAGGAAACACUGGAGUGUGCUCCAGCAGCACAUCCCCUGCGCCGUUACCUGCAUGGAGAUGCCCAGUGGUCGGGUGCUGCCAAGGCUGUCAAAAGUGCUGGGGCUCGAGGGUGACAAGAAGUCCAUCAUAAAAUUCGAAUUUAACCCCAAAGAUGGGAUCGACAACCCUGCCUUGUCGCUGACUGAGGACACGGAUGACGAGGGCGUGGGGGAGCCCCGCUUCUACCUCCUGAACAAGGGCAGCGCAGAGACCUUCGGCUUCUGCCUCCAUGAGGAGCUGGGCUGCCAGGGCCACAUCAUCCGGCAGGUCGAGCUGGGGGGGCUGGCCCAGCGCAGGGGCCUGCAGGACGGGGACCGGCUCCUCCACGUCAAUGGCCGCUUCGUGGAUCACAUGGACCACCACAGGGUGGUGCAGAAGAUCAAGGCCAGCGGGAACCAGGUCCUGCUGGUGGUGCUGGAUGGCGACUCCUACAAAGCAGCCAAAGCCCUGGGCAGGGACCUGUCCCAGAUGCUGCCUGCUGACAUCCGCCCUCGCCUCUGCCACAUCACGCGGGACAAAAGUGGUUUUGGCUUCAGUGUGUCGGGUCCGGAAGGCGCAAAGGGCACCUUCCAGCUGUCGGUGCGGCAGGAUGGGCCAGCGGAGAGAGCAGGGGUACCACCGGGCUCCUGGCUCCUGGAGCUGAACGGAGCCAGCGUGAGGAGCUACUCGUACGCACAGCUCGCCAGAAAGCUUAAGCGGAGCGGCAGCAAGGUGACGCUGCUGGUGGCGUCCAGUGCCGUGGAGGAGUUUUACCGCCUGCGGGGCCUGCGGGUCAUGGCUGCCUUGGCGGACGUCUCCUGGCUCCCCUUCAAGGUCCGGGAGCUGCACAUGGUGAAGGGUCCAGCUGGCUACGGGUUUCUGCUCAAGGAGGACGACUGCAGCUCAGGGGCCACAGGCCAGUUCCUGUGGGACGUGGAUGUGGGGCUGCCGGCCGAGCAGGCAGGGAUGAAGGAAGGGGACCGUCUCCUGGCUGUGAAUGGUGAGAGCAUUGAGGGGCUGGACCACCACCAGACUGUGCUCAGGAUCCGUGCCCAUGAUGACCAGGUGAAGCUGCUGGUCAUCGACCCCGCUAGCGAUGAGUUCUACCAGUCGAUCGGGCUGUCCCCUCUGCUGUUCUUUGAGGACACUGACCCUGCCUCAGGCUCCCAAACGCCCUCCCUGCCCUCUCCCAGUGGCUCUCCUGGACUCCGUCACGUUGAGGUGGGACCAAAGGGACCUGGCUCCUGGCUGGUGGCUGCUGCCAACAGUAUAGGGUUCACACAGGUAACCCCUCUUGCCAGGCUCUUGUGGCUGUGCUGCUCACAGCCCAGCGCUGCUUUAAGUCCUGGCACCCUCCUGCCCUGCCUGUCCUAAUAUUUCCCUGGCACCUGUGACACCACCGGGAGGGGGCUGCGUGGUCCCCUGGUCACAGGGGCCAGGCAGAAAGAGCCUCCAACCUGCCCAGGGGGCGAGGGUGGAGUGUGGUGGGGGUGAGUAGAUACGUGCUGUCCGCAAUACCCUUGCUGUGCUCCCGCAGAGCCCACACCAGGAGCAGAGGAGGCUGCACCAGGCAUUCUAGCAACCCAGGAGCACUUUGCCUCCAGCCAGGCUCCCCCCCACAACCUCGGCCAGGUCCAGCCCGUCAGUGCCCUUCGCUUGGCUCCCCGGAGAGUACAGCGCUGCUCAGCCAUGGCCGUUGCACGCACAGCUGUUGUGUCUCCAUGCCCGCAAUGGGGCUCGCAGCAUCGCACCGCCCAGAGACUCAUCUCCACUGACCGAGGUGGGCCUCAAGCUUUUAUUAACCAUGGCGGUGGCUUCUCGUAACUUGAAGACGGACCUGUGUCUUUGCCUGCCCAGCUGCCUCCAGGGGUAUCUAGAGACAUUGCACUGAAGCCCUUGCCCAGCCCCAGGCUCUGCGAGCUCCCAGGAGAGCCGAGGCGCUGCCCUGCAUGCCAUGACCCAGGGGACUGGGGAGCCUGAGGCUUGGCUCAGCCCAGGGCUGGCCUUCAGGCCGCUGUGUGAAGGGGAGAGGGAGCAGCAGAGACUGACGGGGUGCUGGAGGAACCCCCCACCUCUCAGCCUGUCGGCUCAGGUCUGCCCCUGCAUGGACAUCUCUCUGGUGCUCCUCCUCUCAUCGUCCCAGUGAACCUGUGGGCAGUGUCUGCCACCCAUCAUAGCACUGUUCCCGCGUCACCCAUUUGGGGUGUGAUAAAAGCACAAAUCCA
Molecule: messenger RNA, 2303 nt
Organism: Grus americana (Whooping crane)
Lineage: Eukaryota; Metazoa; Chordata; Aves; Gruiformes; Gruidae
Gene: NHERF4
Product: NHERF family PDZ scaffold protein 4
Exons: 9
Coding region: 1-1452 (483 amino acids)
Biological process (GO): protein localization to plasma membrane
Cellular component (GO): apical plasma membrane
Molecular function (GO): signaling receptor binding; protein-membrane adaptor activity
Source: RefSeq, a predicted model, not a curated record